CCAGUGUGUGUCUGAGGGUGUAGACUCACGCAUGAAGUUGUAUUAUUACAUUCUCCAUCACCUGCCACAGUCAGCUGCGAGUGUCAAUCAGGCUCAGACCAACAUGGACCAUUCGGACACGACACUUUAAAGUGAUUGGCUGAGCGCUGGUUCGAGGGCGGGCUCAGUGUCCCUUUCCCAGAUUCUGAUUGGACGAGAGGCGCGUUGGUUGACGUGACGCAGCCUGGAAUUCCCAAAGUUCCCAAGUUCACUGGAAGAGUACAUCGCUGUGCAUGCCGAUUUCAACCAGAUUUAAGAAGAAAUAAAACCAACAAUAUCUGAAGUAAACGAGAAUAAAGCUGAUCCCUCCCGUGCUGUGCCGCGUUGAGCCUGCAGAGGGCGAUGUCUGACCACAGCAACAGCACUGGCAGCACUGGCUCCUCCACUAACAGCUGGACCCUCCUCUCCCCCGAGGAAGCAGCUGUGGAGAGUGUGGGGCCGGUGGAUGACGGCACUGAAAGUUUGGGAGAUGUGCCCAGUCUGUCGGAGGAGCUGGCAGGAGCCACUGCAGAGUUCAAACACAUUGACAUUCCAAUAGAGACGGUCCUGUCUGAGGAGGGUCACCAGAUCUGUCAAGAGACCACUCCAGAACCAAGCGAGGGUCCCAUCCCGUCAAGUCCAUCCCGGGUCAGCCCGCUCCCAUCUCACUCCUUCAGUCCCCUAGAGGAAGACCCAGAGAGCCAGCCUCCUGUGAUCCAUGACAUCGUAACCAGUUCUCCCAGUGACAAUGACAACCUGGGCACCGUCCCAUUUGUCACUAAUUUGGAUUUGGGGACCCCUCUGGAGAUCCCCACCUCUGAUCUGCUUCAGGACGAAGAAGAAGUGUGCUGUGCCACUGACAACCCGCUCUCUGCUGUACCAGUGUUUGACAAACCUGCUGACAUUGGUCCAAUUAGUGAGACACCAGCGGAGGAGAGUCCAAGUCCUCAAGAGGAAGAUGAAUCAAAACCAGAUGUCCCUUUAGAGACCCUUACGGCGGUUGAAGGCACUGAACCCUCACUGCCUGUCCCACACGAUGACAGGCAGACAGAGGAGGAGAGCAAAGAGGAGCCCAGCACAGAGCCAGAGGUGAACGAGGAGCCAUUUUGUCCCCCGGACCUGCCUGAAACUCCUGCUGGUGUGGAGGUUGAAGACAUUGAAGGUCCAGUACCUGUCGAAGAAACAGGCGACUCAAAUGUACAAAAAGAGGAGACAGAGGAGCCCCCAGAGACACUAACCCAGGAUGAGGAGGUGGAAAAUGAACCAGAGCCAUCUUACACUUUUGAGUCUGGAGACACACGUGGCUUCGAUGAUGGACUGAGGAGGAGGAAUUUACCCAGGACGUCUGAUGAAGAGGAGGAUGAGGAGGAUGAAGAAGUGGAGUUUAAAAUAGAAGAGAAGAAAGACACCAAGCCAUGGCUGUCUGUGAAUAAGUGCAUCGUGGCUGGUCUAGUCCUACUGUUCCUGGGAUCCCUGUUCCUCUCAGGUGACAUUGACGGCCCCGAAGUGACAGAAGGAGAACAAAGCCAGGACUGGCUUAGUGCUGAUCCAAAGGAAAUGAAAGAGCUAUUGGACAAACUUACACAAGAAAACCAACAAAUUGCUCAGCUUGAGGCUCAACUAAAGGCUCAGAGAGAAGAGUUGGAUGCGGCGUUGAAGGCAGUAGCGGUCAGCGGUGAUGAACAGAGGAGGGCAGAUUUGGAAACUGAAAAUGCAAAGCUGAAGGACGAGCUUCUGGUGCUGCCUGACCUCAGAACAGAGCUGGAGAGUUUGAGAGCCAGAGUGACCGAGCUCAGUGCUCUCUCAGCUCCUCAGACAGUAGCCCCAGCCCCCUCCCUACCUGCCCCUGAGCCUGAGGAUGUAAAGUCCCCUGCUCCUGAGAGGAAGAGCCCCCCAAAUGAAGCCCACGUCAAACAGGAACUUCAAAGACAAAAGAAACUUCUGGAGGAAAGCAGGAAGAGACUGGAGACAAUGAAAAAUAAAGAUGUCAGCGACCGCAAACAUGUCAGAGAUCAUUUGGCUGAAAUUCAAAAGAGGCUCUCAGAAAAGGUUGAGAAGUGGGGCAAGAAGAAGCCAGAGGAGUUGAAGUGGAAAGGAAAUAAAGAUAAAAAACAGUGGAAAAAAGAGGAGAAGAAAGAGUGGAAAGGAGAAAAGGACAAGAAAGAGAAGUACAAAAAUGAUGAGAAAGAGGUCAAAUCAAAAUAUAACUCCCAUAAAGAGGCUUGGAGGAAGAACCAGGAUGAGUGGGAGAGGAAAAAGGGGGAACGGAAAUUGGACAGAGAGGAGAGAAGGAAGGAGAAACCAUGGCAUAACAAACCCAAUAAGAAAAGCCAAGAUGGCUCCCAUCAUAGCCAUAAACACAAGCCAAUCCAGCAGGAUUUUUGGAAGGACCAAGAGCAGAAACUCAACCGAAAUAUCCGCCCACAGCUCGGGUGCAAAAAUGUGGAGGACUGUGCGGCCAAAGAGGGGCUGUAUCCGGUCGAGUUGUCCGAAUUUGAUGAGCUUCUAGAGGGAUACUUGAGCAAACUCGAUGACCUCUCCUCUUCCAGUGGCAAAGACAAAAUUCGUACACUGACCGCUCAGUUUUUCGAGAACGGAGUGUUUAUUCAUGAUCGGAUGCGCUUCAGUGACUUUGCAGAGGAAGUGGCAGACAUUUUGGAAGAUGCUGUUGAUAUUUUAGAGGGGCACAAAGACAACAAUUCACUGGAGGAGGAGAUGGAGGAGUUUGAACGAGAAGCGCUCUGGAAGUUUGCAGCCACAGCCUAAAAACUGGACAAAGAAAUGUAACACUAACAUAUUCAAAUCAACUGUGGGCUGAUUCCAAGGACACGAUUGCCUACCCUCUGCUUUUCAGAGUUGUAAUUAUUUGAAAAAAGAGAUAAAUGUCUGUUAUAAAAAAAAAUAAUAAUAAUAAGCUAGACUUGUGCUUGUCUUUUUGGACUUAGUUGUUGUUACCUACCUCCAUCAGGUCACUCAUAUGUGUUGUGUAGAUUUUCCUCUGCUUCAGGCUAUGGUGUUUUCUCAAUAACAAGUGCAUGUCCCAGUUAAUAGGAUAACUAAAUACACCCAGAUUUGUUUUUAAUAAGAAUUUGAAAUAUGUAUUCCUUUAUUUUAUUUAAAACGUUUAAUUACAAGAAAAUCAUAUUUAAUUUUGCUGUGUCUGUCACAGUUCCUCUCUGAUUUGCAUGGGCGUUGUGUGAAGCAGGUUUGAACAAAUACUAGUCGUGGCAGGUGUAAGUGCUUUCCCUGCAGCGAACGGGUGGCUUAUCUACAGGACGUGGUGAAGAGACCAUUUCAGGUUUGAUGAAUUCUGGGUGUUUGGGGUGAGCUGCCACUGUUAAAAAGCCUGGAGUGCUUGGUUUUUACACCUCAUCGUCUGUACUUGUCCAUGUGCUCGAGCAGUAACCGUUAGAGGAGUUAUGAAACGCUACAGGACAUAGCAACAGCCUGAACUCCCUCAGUUUGAAUCACUUUGAUUAUAUUUUUACCUACACCUUUGACUUAUUUUCUGAAGCUUGUUUUGUUGUUAAUGUCGCCGUGGAGAUCUGCAGCACAUCAUGUACAUUUACUGGGUAUCCCAGAGCUUCAAGUGAAAUACUAAAGAGUCUAUGAGACAGAUUCCUUCGAUGGAUUUUAAAUUCACCUUUAUGGGAUUGGCAACAGUGUUUUAUCAUUUUUGUAUGCUGUGCACAUUGUUGAUUUAUUAGUAUUAGUUGUUAUAAUGUUGAUGAAGGAUCCUAAGUUUGAUUUAUGUUUUCACGUGUUCUUAAUGUUGCCAUGGUCUUGUUUAGAGAUAGAGAGAGUUUUAGUUUGCGGUUGAAGCUUGAAAUUGUUCAUUACAAGUUUAUGUUUAUUUAUUCUUAUGUUGAAUUCUGAACCACAUAGUUAUAGACUCCAUACACAUUGAAUGUGAAUAUGGUUUAUAUACAGUUUGCCAGCUCAUGCUUAUGUGCCUUUAAAAUGGCUCUAUUAUAUCAAUGGGAAAUCUUGAGUUUCAAAUAUCAGUAAUGUGCAUUUCACAUGAAAUGGUACUGCUGUUUGGCAGAGUGAAUGUCAGGUUUACACUUUAGGUGUCAAACUUUUAUGUGUUAAAAAUGUCUUCUCUGCUGUGUACUAGAAUGUUUUUGAUUCAAAUUAUUUUAGACAAUUUAGACCAAAGGAAUUGGAAGAGAAUGCCAAAAUAUCAUUUUGUUUUUGUUGGACAACACCAGGGCUAAAACAUGAAGCUUUGAUUAUUUAUGCACCCUGUGAAAAGUGCAUGUAUUUGACCCCUGAACAUGUUUAUAGUAGUCUUUUCUUUCACCUGUAAUGUCCUCUUUUAGUCAGUGUUAUGUUCAAUAAACUUUUUCACCAAUAAAA
Boleophthalmus pectinirostris (great blue-spotted mudskipper) is the source of this 4377-nucleotide messenger RNA. RefSeq names its product pre-B-cell leukemia homeobox interacting protein 1a (gene pbxip1a). The record is from RefSeq and is a predicted model, not a curated record. The transcript has 10 exons. The coding region runs from base 382 to 2784 and encodes 800 amino acids. Lineage: Eukaryota; Metazoa; Chordata; Actinopteri; Gobiiformes; Gobiidae.